Messenger RNA from Cadophora gregata, 483 nucleotides. RefSeq lists its product as uncharacterized. The transcript has a single exon. The record is from RefSeq and is a predicted model, not a curated record. Lineage: Eukaryota; Fungi; Ascomycota; Leotiomycetes; Helotiales; Ploettnerulaceae. Bases 1 to 483 code for a protein of 160 amino acids.
AUGGAUGACUUCAAAAGGCCCUCCAAGUCUCAUCUCAUGACCUACCACAUCGGCCGCGGCGAACAAGGCGUCCUAACCUACGAACCCUACAAAUCCUACCUCCUCCCUCACUGGCGCUUCCGCACUAUUCCCAUCGCGCAGAAAUCCUCAAAGAUCCUCUGGGAGAAAUUCCUCCAGUUCUACGACAACGAUGAUUUCGUAGGGAUGGACAUGGCCCGCAAGUUCAUUCAGAUGGGUAUGACAAGGUCGAAGAGAUAUGCGAAUUACAAAGGUGGAAGGAAAUAUGUCGAUGGGAAAGAGAAAGGGGUUCAAAAUGAGAGGAGUCAGGGGCAUGAGGGGAAGGAAGAGAAAGAGGAGGCUAGUAUGGUUUUCAGGGUGGUUUGGGAGAGGUGUAAGGAGCAUGAGGGGUACCUGGAAAUGAAGAAGGAGUUUCAGAAAGAACAGAAGGAGUGGGUUAAGAGCGAGAGGAAGGAUGAUGACUAG